Molecule: messenger RNA, 1595 nt
Organism: Oryza brachyantha (malo sina)
Lineage: Eukaryota; Viridiplantae; Streptophyta; Magnoliopsida; Poales; Poaceae
Product: cis-3-alkyl-4-alkyloxetan-2-one decarboxylase
Exons: 11
Coding region: 118-1293 (391 amino acids)
Cellular component (GO): chloroplast
Molecular function (GO): catalytic activity
Source: RefSeq, a predicted model, not a curated record
AUCUUCUUGCCCCUGUGGCCCGUCCGUCCGAGUGUCCGACGCCGCUGCGCCAACCGAAGCGUCUCGCGGUCGCGGCCACGUCUCGCCGGAGAUCGCGCGCAUCCGAACGCCGCCGCCAUGUCCUGCCGCCCCUCCACCACCACCUCUUCUCCUCUCUCCCUCCCGCGCUCCGCUUGCAGGAGCUGGUCCAGCGGCAGCGUCGCCUUCUCCGCGCGUGGGGGAGGAGCGAGGCGGAGGAGUGGGCAUUUGGUGGUCGCGGCGAGCAGUAGCAGCGGGAGCAAGGACGAGACGGCGGAGGGGGGAAAGCAACAGGAGGAGGACUCGGAGUUCAACCCUUUUGGGUUCGUGACGGACAACCCGUCGAGCCGCGGCGCCAUCCAGCUGCCGGAGUCCCCCGCCCAGGACGGCAAUGUCGGCCAGAUGCUCUACAGGAUCGAGGACAAGGGAAGGGAGUUCGGAACGAGAGUGAAGUCAGGAAAGCUGCGAUGGUUUGUGAGGGAAACAGGUUCCGCUGGUGCCCGACGUGGGACUGUCGUGUUUAUUCACGGUGCUCCAACUCAGUCAUUUAGCUACCGUAUGGUUAUGUCUCAGAUGGCAGAUGCUGGCUACCACUGCUUUGCUCCUGAUUGGAUAGGAUUUGGGUUCAGUGAUAUGCCACAGCCUGGAUAUGGAUUUGACUACACAGAAGAGGAGUUCCACAAGUCAUUGGAUGAGCUUCUUGGUACUCUGAAUAUCACUGAGCCAUUUUUCUUAGUUGUCCAGGGAUUUCUUGUAGGUUCAUAUGGGCUAACAUGGGCACUGAAGAACUCAGGCAAAGUUCUCAAGGUAGCAAUUCUUAACAGUCCACUUACUGUUUCUUCUCCAGUUCCAGGAUUGUUUAACCAGCUAAGGUUUCCUCUUUUUGGUGAAUUUACCUGCCAAAAUGCUGUUUUGGCUGAGAGAUUUAUUGAAGCAGGAAGCCCCUAUGUGCUGAAGUCAGAGAAAGCCGAUGUAUACAGAUUACCAUAUCUAUCAAGUGGCGCACCUGGGUUUGCAUUGCUUGAAGCUGCCAGGAAAGCUAACUUUCGAGAUGUAUUAAAUAGAAUUUCUUCUGGAUUUUCAUCCAACAGCUGGGAAAAACCUAUAUUGCUUGCAUGGGGAAUUUCUGAUAAGUACUUGCCACUCGCCAUAGCCGAGGAAUUCAAGAAAGGUAAUCCUGCGGCCAUAAAAUUGGAGGCAAUAGAAGGAGCUGGUCAUAUGCCUCAAGAGGACUGGCCAGAGAAGGUUGUUACGGCCCUAAGAUCCUUCUUGUAGAGUUUGGCACUAUCCUUUUUUCCAGUACAAGGUACAUGCAAAAGAUUGACUAUAAGUUACAGGAUAUGCUUAACUAGGCCUCUAACAUGCCAAUUACCGACGGCAAAUCAAAUCAAGAUGGGAUGGAUGAGUUCAAGAAAUUAUAGUUUUGUUCUUAGCUGAAUUUCUUCUUGGUCUCACAUGUUCACCAGAUCUGGUCGUUUAGGAUGUUACAUUCCUCUAUAAAUGUAAAGUGUGUAUUUAUGCAGUUGGAUAUAAAUACCAUGGGUAAAUAUUUAUCAGUGUACAUGCAACCGCAUUUU